Messenger RNA from Myxocyprinus asiaticus (Chinese sucker), 4268 nucleotides. RefSeq names its product disintegrin and metalloproteinase domain-containing protein 17-like. Lineage: Eukaryota; Metazoa; Chordata; Actinopteri; Cypriniformes; Catostomidae. Gene Ontology annotation, cellular component: plasma membrane. Gene Ontology annotation, molecular function: metalloendopeptidase activity. The record is from RefSeq and is a predicted model, not a curated record. Gene Ontology annotation, biological process: Notch signaling pathway; membrane protein ectodomain proteolysis. The transcript is spliced from 19 exons. The coding region runs from base 295 to 2850 and encodes 851 amino acids.
ACAGAAUAGUGUUAUUCUCAUCUGAGUGUCAGCUGAAGAAGAUUCAGCGCAAAAUGUGGAAGAUGGUUUGAGACCCGCUGAACUCCUCUAUAUUAGUUACUAUUUAUGGACAUUCAGUAUUUAUCGGGAUCAUAUCCCAUCAGUAUCAUUUUUUCAGGAUCUGUCAUAGGCGUGGUUAAUUACCGGAACAGAAGCUGGCCGCGUAUAUUUGUAAAUAAGAGACAGUGGAUGUUGACAUCUGUAACGUGGACUUUAAACAUGCUGCUUUGACACAAGUGAUGUUACAUCGCCAGUAUGGAGUCUGUUAUAUUUUACUUGCUUUACAUGCUGUUGGCUUUAUUUUCUGUCCAUUGUGCGGUGAAACCAGGAUCUACAGAAGAAGUCUUGAGAAAUCAGGAAGAGGCGCGAGAGUAUAAUACCCUCGACUCCUUACUUUUGGACUUUGAGAUUCUGCCUGCAUCAGGGCUCCAGCUUCACUCGGUCAGAAAGAGGGACGCUGACACCCGGUCACAUGUGGAGCGACUGGUCAGCUUCACGGCACUCCAGAGGCACUUCCAGUUGUACUUGACGACGAACACUGAGCUUUUCACAGAUGACUUCAAAGCUGUGUUUGUAGACAAGUAUGGAAUUGAGGACCAAUAUGACGUUCAGUUGCAAAAUUACUUUAAAGGACAUGUAGUUGGAGAGGAACACUCCCGUGUGCAGGCACACAUCGAUGGGGAGGAGUUUUCAGCCCACAUUCUCACUGAUGAAGCUGAAUACAAUGUAGAGCCUUUGUGGCGGUUUGCAGAGACGCCUCCUGAUGGCCGUUUGCUGGUGUACCGUUCAGAGGACAUAAAGAACAUCAGUCGACUAUCCUCACCCAAAGUGUGCGGAUAUUUGAAUGCUGAUACCCAGGAGCUUCUGCCUGCACAGGCGAGAGCAGUGGAAGAAACUGAACAGGAGGAAGAACCUCACCAUAUAGAGAGGAGGUCUGCACAUGACCACAAGAAAAACACCUGCCCUCUGCUGUUAGUGGCAGACCAUCGCUUUUACAAGAAUAUGGGCCGUGGAGAGGAGAGCACCACCCUCAACUACUUGAUUGAGCUGAUAGACAGAGUGGAUGAUAUCUACAGGAACACAUCCUGGGAUGAUGAGUAUAAAGGAUAUGGUGUGCAGAUUCAGCAGAUAAUCAUAAACAAGGAGCCCACAAAAGUUGGCCCAGGGGAGGUUCACUACAACAUGGAUGGCAGCCCAUUACAAAGAAAAGAUGGUGUGUGGGACGUGAAGAAGCUUCUAGAACAAUUCAGUUAUGACAUUGCAGACAAUGCCUCUCAAGUUUGCCUUGCCCAUCUCUUCACCUAUCAGGACUUUGAUGAUGGGACUCUUGGUCUUGCAUACGUGGCCCCUUCCAAACCACAGGGAUUAGGAGGACUCUGCCCUAAACCCUACUUCCCAUCACAAACUGUCAGUAAACCCAGUUACCUGAACACUGGCUUAACUAGCACCAUGAAUUAUGGGAAGACUAUUCUGACUAAGGAAGCAGAUCUUGUAACCACUCAUGAGCUUGGCCACAACUUCGGCGCAGAACACGAUCCAGACAACAUAGCUCUCUGUGCGCCCAGUGAUGACCAAGGUGGCAAAUUUGUCAUGUACCCUAUUGCAGUAAGCGGAGAUCAUUUCAACAAUAAGCGCUUCUCCAGCUGCAGCAAGAUCUCUGUCAGUAAGACUUUGAAGGUCAAGGCCCGUCAGUGCUUCAAAGAGAGGAGCAGUAAGCUGUGUGGGAACUCUCGUGUGGAAGAGGAUGAAGACUGUGACCCUGGACUCCUUCAUCUCAAUGACGACCCUUGUUGCACUGCUAAGUGCAAAUUCAGGAAGAAGGCACAAUGCAGUGAUAGGAACAGCCCCUGCUGCAGGAACUGUAGGUUUGAAAGUGCAGAGAAGAUCUGUCAGGAGAACAUCACUGCCAACUGCAAGGGCAUGUCAAAGUGUACAGGCAACAGCAGCGAGUGCCCGGCUCCUGGCAACCUGGCUGAUAAUACAGUGUGUGUGGAUAAAGGCAGAUGUCGCAAUGGUGAAUGUAGGCCUUUCUGUGAGGCUGUUCAUAACCUUGAGUCCUGUGCCUGCAAUGAGACAGUGGAGUCGUGUAAAGUGUGUUGUAGAAACAGAGAUGGGCUGUGUACUCCCUUUGUUGUUAGUGAUGGAGAGUAUCUUUACCUGCGCAAGGGCAAACCCUGUACCGUUGGUUUCUGUGAUGGGGCAGGUAAAUGCAUGAAGCAAGUACAAGAUGUCAUUGAACGCUUAUGGGACUUCAUAGACAAACUGGAUAUCAACACAUUUGGAAAGUUUUUGGCUGACAACAUAGUGGGGUCUGUGGUGGUCUUCUCUCUCCUUUUCUGGAUUCCUCUAAGCAUACUGGUUCAUUGUGUGGACAAAAAACUGGAUCGCCAAUAUGAGGAGAACUCCAAAUCCUUGAUGUACCCUAGUAGCGUGGAGAUGUUGAACAGUCAGGAGACCGUUCCCCUCCGCAUCAUCAAGCCCCCUCUUCCGGCAUCGUUUUUAGCGGUAGCACGACCUCAGCCCUUAAUGGGCUCCGGCGUCUCACCGCCACAGGAGGCCGUUGCCGCCCAAGGCCACGCCAGCCUGUCCGCCGCACCCAGAGUGGAUCAGCCACGAAUGGACACCAUCGAGGAGGACCCCAGUGGCGACUCCUCUCACCUGGACGAGGGUGUGCCGGAGGAAGGCUUUCAUCCAAGCGCCACAGCUGCCAGGUCCUUCGAGGACCUCACCGGACAGGCAACACCAAACCAGGGAGACAAGAGACGGCUGACGAGACAGGCGCGCAUUGAUAGUAAGGAGACAGAGUGCUGACGACAGAUGGUCACACUACUCAUUAGUACACUUAUGCACCCUUAUUAGUGUGUAUGGUAGUCAAGAUCACUUGAUAGCACCCUUUAAUUACAUUACGUUCACUGAAAUUAGCCUUAAUAUGAUUAAGGUGCAAUCAGGUUUAAUUUUUAGGUGCAUUUGUGGGUUAAAAGACUUUGUGGUGUGUAGACUGCUAAAUAAUUUCAGUUCUAAUACAUUUUAUAGCAUUACUUUAUAAUAGAAUUGUACGUUACAAAGAUGGGGUCACUAAAAAGCAUCUAAAUGCCAGAGACUGCCAAUAUUAAUUACUAACAUAUUGUAAAGGUGAGAAUUAAAAGGAAUGUUUUGGGUUAAAUACAACGUACACUCCAUCAACAGUAUCUGUGCUAUCGAUUAGCACAGAAAAUAAUUUGAACUUGUCCCUCAGUUUGUAAAAAACAAAAAACAAGCAAAAAACAGGAAUACACUUAACAUUAGACCUCGAUUGCCCCAUAGAUUUGAAUUCUACAUGCAUAAUUGUCAAGGCAUUUUUAUGUUUGUUUUUACAAACAGAGGUAUGAGUAGAAAUUAUUUUCUAUGGUAUAAAAUCAUCAACAGCAUGCCACAGAUGCUGUCUGGAAUAUUCCUAUAAUGCAGUAUGUGCCUUGUAUCACUGUUUCAGUAGUAGUUCACCGUUUGGUAGCUACAGUUGCUUGACAGCAUUAAAAUAUUUGGACACAUCUCAUUAAUUUAUACCUCAUUAAGAAUAUGAGCAGCAAGACUACAGCACAGUUCUGUACAAGUAAUCACACUGUAAUGUUACACUGGUCUGAGAAAUUUUAAGCUAUGCAUAUCCUAUGUCAUAUGUACGUGAACUGCUAGAGUAGAUGUUAUUUGUAACCAGUUUUCUUGGAUAUUUUCUUAAGACUUUAUGAUAGAAUUUGCACAGGUUGUUUAAAUGUGUUUUUGCAUUUUAAGAUUUGUUCAUCUCAUGGCGUGACAAUUUCUUUGGUAAUAUAAAAGAUAUAAAUAUAUGAAUCUCUGUAGAGCUGAGGGAUGUGCAUAUUAUUCCACAGAAGAAACAAAAAUCAUCAUACUUUUUCUUUCUUUCUCAUCUUGCCACCAUUACGGUUGUAAACUAGAUGAGACCAAAAGCAAAUUGUAUUUUAGAAGGAUUAGGGACUAGUAUUCUUCCCACUGGGUGAAAUGUCUGGCUAUAAAUAUUGCAGUUAAAUAUUUUGGUGAAUUUUUGUGAAGGUGAGUUAUAUUUUUCAUGUGCCAUAAGUCAAUGAACUAAAUAUAUAUUUGUAAUGUUUCUUAUAUUCCUGUAUAUCAGAUCAGAGGUAUGAUCUCAUUUGAUUGAUGAUGUCAUUCUGCCAUCAGUCAAUGUGUGUUUCAGAUGCUUUGUAAUAUGUUACAUUAAAUUUACUCUUUAUUCUUCG